AUGAAAAGAAGCCAUACAGAUUCUGUCGAGGAACGCUAUGAGAUGUAUAAGGAGGGAAAGCGGUCAGCAAAUGAAGAGAAAGCUUGGAAGUGGGAUCAUUAUUUUGGAAAUUACCCAAAAUCUAUCAGAGACAAUAUUCAAAUGGAUUCUGUGGCUCUCUAUAGCGUCACUGUGGAUUCGGCUGCAGACACCAUAACUCAGAUAAUCAGCGACUAUCUUCCGCCCUUCGCGAGCGUGUGCGAUGCAACCGCAUGCACCGGAGGUAACACAUUUUCCUUUGGAAAGUAUUUCACAAAUGUAACUUCUGUGGAAAUAAACAAGGAGCGGUGUGAAAUGCUGCAGAACAACGUCAAUCUCUUGGGUCUUUCCAGCCGUGUUCACUGUCUUAACAAGGAUUUUUUGAAUUACAUGAAAGAGAUGCCCUAUGUUGACUUUAUCUUUUUUGACCCACCAUGGGGAGGAGAAGACUAUCUUCGAGAAUCAAAUCUCAAAAUGUACUUGUCUGACCGAAACAUCGAAGACGUCGUAGAGGAUCUGAAACACAAGGCACGAUACAUUGGCUUGAAGUAUCCCCAGAACUUUGACAUUACUUCCUUUGAGAAUCACAUCUCCGCAACUCCUAUCAAAGAGAAAAAGUUCAUUAUAAGCAAUCGGAAGCAUACUUACUGGAAAUUCUCCUUGUACGAAUUUCAUUCCGACUUCUGUGAAGCGUGUGUUUUUUACAUAAUGAGUAGAUGGAAGUCUGCUUCACAUGCUUCCACCUUCUAUUCCACGACACACUUUGUUAAAGUUGCAAAUAUCACCUUUGUAUUGCUCACAAUCCCCGUCAUACGCAGAGGCGAAUUACCUUUGCAAGCUCUUAGAAGCGAGUUUCGGAAAGAGUCUCGACACUCUGAUUGA
Molecule: messenger RNA, 900 nt
Organism: Blastocystis hominis
Lineage: Eukaryota; Bigyra; Opalinata; Blastocystidae
Exons: 2
Coding region: 1-900 (299 amino acids)
Biological process (GO): 7-methylguanosine cap hypermethylation; 7-methylguanosine RNA capping
Cellular component (GO): nucleus
Molecular function (GO): RNA cap trimethylguanosine synthase activity; nucleic acid binding
Source: RefSeq, a predicted model, not a curated record